Molecule: messenger RNA, 3337 nt
Organism: Punica granatum (pomegranate)
Lineage: Eukaryota; Viridiplantae; Streptophyta; Magnoliopsida; Myrtales; Lythraceae
Source: RefSeq, a predicted model, not a curated record
CGGCCUUCUCAAGUUCUCUCUCUCUCACAGUCACUCACUCUCCCCAGUCCCCCUCUCACACUGUACAAACUCCACGGCAGAAGAGAACGAGAGAAUCGAAUUCUCUUCCUACAAAGACAUCCCAAUUGUUGUCGGACCGAGUAAAAGAAUCUUCUUCUUCCUCCUCCUAUCAUUCUCCUCCUCCUCCUUCAAUCCCCACCUUCAAAGGUCAGCUUGCUUUCUUUCUUUCUUUCUUCCUUCUUCCAGUGAAGGGAAAAAAAAGACCGCCUUUUUCUGUUUUCCUUUCAUUUAUUUUGCACACAGUUUCUGGGUUGAUUACUUUUGGAAGCAAACCGAUUUCAGUCUCAGAUUGUUGGGCUGCUCUUUCUUUCUGUAUUUGUCUAAGUUCCUUAUACAGAAAUUGUUUGGUGAGGUAGAACAGAAACUGCUCCUCUUCUGUUGCUCUUUUGAGUCGACAAAGGUCAGUCGUUCCUCCCAGAGACAUGGUCUCGAGGUCUUACUCCAACCUCUUGGAUCUUGCUUCGGGCGAGUCCCCGACCUUUGGCCGAGAGAAGAGGAGGUUCUCUCGGGUUGCCACUGUCACCGGUGUACUGUCUGAGCUCGAUGAUGACAACACCAAUAGCGUGGGGUCCGAUGCCCCUUCCUCGAUUUCCCAAGAAAGAAUGAUAAUCGUAGGGAACCAACUUCCUCUCCGGUCCCACAGGAGAGACAAUGGAGAAUGGUACUUCAGCUGGGACGAGGACUCGCUCCUCUUUCAGCUCAAAGACGGGGUUGGAGAGGAUGUGGAAAUUAUCUACGUGGGCUGUAUUAAGGAAGAAAUUGAUCCCGAGGAACAGGAUGAUGUUGCCCAAACAUUAUUGGACACAUUCAAAUGUGUUCCUGCCUUUAUUCCUCCCGAGCUAUUUAGCAAGUACUAUCAUGGGUUCUGCAAGCAGCAUCUAUGGCCUCUAUUCCAUUACAUGCUUCCCCUGUCUCCUGAUCUCGGGGGUCGCUUUGAUCGGUCCCUUUGGCAGGCCUAUGUUUCGGUCAACAAGAUCUUCGCAGAUAAGGUAAUGGAGGUGAUCAGCCCCGAGGAUGAUUUCGUGUGGGUCCACGAUUACCAUUUGAUGGUCCUGCCCACUUUCUUGAGGAAGAGGUUCAAUCGGGUGAAGCUCGGGUUCUUCCUCCACAGCCCAUUCCCUUCCUCGGAGAUCUAUCGGACCCUUCCCGUAAGAGAUGAGAUUCUUAGGGCACUUUUAAACUCCGAUCUUAUUGGGUUCCACACCUUUGACUAUGCCCGACAUUUCUUGUCCUGUUGCAGUAGAAUGCUGGGGCUUUCUUAUCAGUCUAAGAGAGGCUAUAUAGGGCUAGAAUACUAUGGCAGAACAGUGAGUAUCAAAAUUCUACCUGUCGGGAUUCACAUAAAUCAGCUCCAGUCCGUUCUAAAUCUUCCUGAGACAGUUUCUCGGGUUUCGGAGCUACGGGAUCAGUUCAAGAGUCAAACUGUUUUGCUUGGGGUUGAUGAUAUGGACAUCUUUAAAGGGAUUAGCUUGAAGCUCCUGGCUAUGGAGCAGUUGCUCUUACAGCAUCCAGCAACACAUGGCAAAGUCGUAUUGGUUCAAAUUGCAAACCCAGCUAGGGGCCGAGGGAGGGAUGUUCAAGAGGUCCAGUCUGAAACUUAUGCCACAGUUAGGAGGAUCAACGAAACUUUUGGAAAUGAAGGAUAUGAACCAGUGGUCCUAAUCGAUUCUCCACUUCAGUUCUAUGAACGAAUUGCAUAUUAUGCGAUUGCUGAGUGUUGUCUCGUCACAGCAGUGAGGGAUGGGAUGAAUCUCAUUCCGUAUGAAUACAUAAUAUGUAGGCAAGGGAAUAAGAAAUUGGAUGAGAUAUUGGGCCUGCUUCCAUCAGACCCAAAGAGGAGCAUGUUGGUGGUCUCCGAGUUCAUUGGAUGCUCCCCUUCAUUGAGUGGGGCCAUUCGGGUCAACCCAUGGAACAUUGAUGCCGUGGCUGAGGCAAUGGACUCUGCUCUCAUGAUCUCAAAGGCAGAAAAGCAACUUCGUCACGAGAAGCAUUACAGGUAUGUAAGCACCCAUGAUGUGGCCUACUGGGCCAGGAGCUUCUUGCAAGAUCUCGAACGGGCUUGUAGGGACCAUGUCAGGAGGAGGUGCUGGGGAAUUGGGUUCGGGCUAGGGUUUCGUGUCAUUGCGUUGGAUCCCAAUUUCAAAAAGCUCUCAAUCGAGCAUAUUGUCUCGUCUUACAAAAGGACGAAGAGCAGAGCGAUUCUCUUGGAUUAUGACGGGACCAUGAUUUUACCCAAUUCCAUUAGUAACACGCCAAGUUCAGAGACAGUUGCUAUAUUGAAAAGCUUGUGCCGGGACACGAAGAAUGUUGUCUUCCUUGUUAGUGGCAAAGAUAGAGAGACUCUCAUGCGAUGGUUUUCAUCUUGUGAUAAGCUUGGGAUUGCAGCAGAGCACGGGUAUUUCGUCAGGCCGAGCCAAGAUGCAGAGUGGGAAACUUGCAUAUCUGUGCCAGACUUCGAUUGGAAACAGACGGCAGAGCCUGUGAUGAGACUAUACAUGGAAACUACUGACGGGUCCACUAUAGAGACCAAAGAGAGUGCUAUAGUUUGGAACUACCAGUAUGCAGACCCCGACUUUGGGUCUUGCCAGGCGAAGGAGCUUCUAGACCACCUUGAGAGUGUGCUUGCAAAUGAGCCAGUUUCCGUUAAGAGCGGGCAGCACAUAGUUGAAGUCAAGCCUCAGGGUGUCAACAAGGGUAUCGUGGCUGAACGGAUCUUAGACACAAUGAGGGAGAGGGGAACUCUUCCUGACUUUGUCCUAUGCAUUGGAGAUGACCGGUCCGAUGAGGAGAUGUUCGAGGUGAUAAGGAGCGCGCGAGAGGGCCCUUCUCUGUCCCCAGUAGCAGAGGUCUUUGCCUGUACAGUGGGCCAGAAACCAAGCAAGGCCAAGUACUAUCUUGAGGACACGACCGAGAUCCUCAGGAUGUUGCAGGGUCUCGCUAAUGCUUCGGAGCAGGCUGCUAGCAUUGCUAAUAAACAAGCUUCCCCGGCGAGUCCAGUCUCCAGUUAGUGGAACUCGAAGCCCUUAUAUAUGCCUGUUUUCGCAUCUUCUGAUUGAUGGUGGUUCUGUGUAUAUUGGGUGGGUCAAUUGUCUUGCCAUGGUUGGGUUUCCUUUUUUUGGGGGUUCUUUGCAUGUAAGAUGGAUUAGAUUGAGUUCCCGUCACUGAUGUUCAUGAAGGUGUAUUCGAUUUCCUGGAAACGUAUUCUGCCUUAUCUUGUAGUUUAAGCUGAUGCGUUACGUUAGAGAAUAUAAGAUGAUCUAAAGAUUAUUGUAUGGAA